Messenger RNA from Phacochoerus africanus (Common warthog), 4289 nucleotides. RefSeq names its product beta-1,4-galactosyltransferase 5 (gene B4GALT5). The record is from RefSeq and is a predicted model, not a curated record. Bases 107 to 1273 code for a protein of 388 amino acids. Gene Ontology annotation, biological process: glycoprotein biosynthetic process; carbohydrate metabolic process. The transcript is spliced from 9 exons. Lineage: Eukaryota; Metazoa; Chordata; Mammalia; Artiodactyla; Suidae. Gene Ontology annotation, molecular function: UDP-galactose:glucosylceramide beta-1,4-galactosyltransferase activity.
GUGGUGGCCGAGGCCCAGGAGGCGGCGGCGGCGGCCCAGGAGGCGGCGGACGGGGAGCGGCGGGAGCAGGCCCGGCCCGGCCCUUGAGCGGCCGCCCGGCUGCAGCAUGCGCGUCCGCCGGGGGCUGCUGCGGCUGCCGCGCCGCUCGCUGCUCGCCGCUCUCUUCUUCUUUUCGCUCUCGUCCUCGCUGCUCUACUUCGUCUAUGUGGCUCCCGGCAUAGUGAACACCUACCUCUUCAUGAUGCAAGCUCAAGGCAUUCUGAUCCGGGACAACAUGAGGACAAUCGGCGCUCAGGUUUACGAGCAGGUGGUUCGGAGUGCUUACGCCAAGAGGAACAGCAGCGUGAACGACUCAGACUAUCCUCUUGACUUGAACCACAGUGAAACCUUCCUGCAAACCACAACUUUUCUUCCUGAAGACUUCACCUACUUUGCAAACCACACCUGCCCCGAAAGGCUCCCUUCCAUGAAGGGCCCAAUAGACAUAAACAUGAGUGAAAUUGGAAUGGAUACCAUCCAUGAACUCUUCUCUAAAGACCCAGCCAUCAAGCUUGGAGGUCACUGGAAGCCAUCGGAUUGCGUGCCUCGGUGGAAGGUGGCAAUCCUUAUCCCCUUCCGGAACCGCCACGAGCACCUCCCGGUCCUGCUCCGACACCUGAUUCCCAUGCUCCAGCGCCAGCGCCUGCAGUUUGCAUUUUAUGUGGUGGAGCAAGUUGGCACCCAACCCUUUAAUCGAGCCAUGCUUUUUAAUGUGGGUUUUCAAGAAGCAAUGAAGGACUUGGACUGGGACUGUCUUGUUUUUCACGACGUGGAUCAUAUACCAGAAAACGAUCGUAACUAUUAUGGAUGUGGACAGAUGCCAAGGCACUUUGCAACUAAACUGGAUAAGUAUAUGUAUCUGCUUCCUUAUAAUGAGUUCUUUGGCGGAGUGAGCGGCUUAACAGUGGAACAGUUUCGGAAAAUCAAUGGCUUUCCUAAUGCCUUCUGGGGUUGGGGUGGAGAAGAUGACGACCUGUGGAACAGAGUACAGAAUGCAGGCUAUUCUGUGAGUCGGCCAGAAGGUGACACCGGGAAGUACAAGUCCAUUCCUUAUCACCAUCGAGGAGAAGUCCAGUUUCUUGGAAGGUAUGCCCUGCUGAGGAAGUCCAAAGAACGGCAAGGGCUGGACGGCCUCAACAACUUGAACUACUUUGCGAACAUCACGUACGACGCCUUGUAUAAGAACAUUACUGUCAACUUGACACCCGAGCUGGCUCAGGUGACCGAGUACUGAGACGACGAGAGAAUAUGUGUUUGCUUCACCCGCCACCACCAAGAAAGCAGCCUGACGACAUGUCUCGGGGCUCCACAGAGGAAGAGAACAGAAAUCCAGCAUCCAAUGAAGGAUCACAGGGUUCAAGGGAAAAAUGUGAACACAGAGCACACGCACAAAACGCCUUCACCGUUUGGACCCGACCGCCCGGGUGGAGAGGGUCAGCCCGGGAACUGACUUUCUCUUUUCACCAGACAGACGUCUGUCCUGCUGCUCUUCUCCCCCCACCCCCGCCAUCUCCUGCCCCGACGAACCGUCUCAGCCACAGUCUUCAGAACCAGAACUGUGAUCCGCCACCGUCCCGCUGCCGGCCUCUUCCUGCGAAUGGCCUUUGGAGCUUCCUGGCUCUCAGAGCAAAAAGACAGACCCACCACUGGGCAGCUGUUUUAGGAAGAGCAAGUGAAACUCCACACGCCAUUCUCCUACAUCUCUGGUGUUCUCUUUGGUUUCAUUUUUUACAAAAAAAAAAAAAAAAAAAUUUACCUGCUUUGGGUGGGGAUUGGGGGUGGAGGGGAGGGGUCCGGGAAGAUAAAUAGACAUAUAACAAUCACUUCUUGAAGAAGUAUAACUGUAAAUAAGCCAUGUAAAAUGCCUUUUUAAAAUUUAAUUUUCUAGCUGGCUCGAAUUCAAACCGAGGAUUUACACAUUAGAUCCCGUGUUUGUUUGGCAGAUGCAGGAACUCAGCUAAAAUGGAAUAACAUCAUCUCCCAAAAUUGCUGUCACUUUGGAAGGGAGUGGAUAUAGGGCAUGUCACAAAGAAGAACAAAACAGUCCGGUCUUUAUCACCGGUAUCUCCCGUCCCUCCCAUCCCCCCAUCCAAAAGUCCUGCUCUUCACUUUGGCUCUGGAUUCCCCCUUCCAUGCUGAGCAGGCACACUCUAGCCCCAGUCGUUUGCUGAGCAGGGAGCCUCGUGCUACAACACUUGCUCUCCUGCUCCAAGCAAACCCUUCAGGUGGGCCCGCUCUGCACACACCCCAGAGCUCUGGAUUGUGUGUCUUGCCCUUUGAUCAUCAUGAAGAGAGAGUGUGGUUGUUGGCUUUCCUACUUCUCUCUCCCUCGCUCGCUCGCUCUUGUGGAACAUGGCCACAAUUUCUGAAAUCUGUGCCUAAACUACCAACUAGCUUCAGUGAUUCCUCUGAACAUUUCUCUUACCGGUUUCUGGAAAGAUUCUUUGUGAACGUUAUUAACUAGAACAUAGAAUAACAAGCAACCAAAUUAUGAAGAAUUCAUCUGGGGAGCAGGUGACACUUGUGGGCUGUAGAUCAGCCAGGAUCCCGUUUUGGUCAAAUCAAAGCUUUGGAAUUAGACUAAGCCGCCGGACGGACACAAGAAAGAGCCCAAGUGCUCUGUUCACACCCCCAUGUGCUUUUUGAAGUCAGAUUCUAAAUUGCAUUGAAUGCGUGCCUCUCUUUUCCCCUGAGCCAAACCCCUCACCUCAGAGUCCCCUUUGACUUCUGCAAAAUUCUGAAAAAUAUCAGUUUUCCCCCCUCUCCUUUUCCAUAAAACAUAUUUAUAUAUCAUUAUGAGGAGUACUUUCUGAAGAGUACUUCAUAUUUUUUUUAAUUGCCUUGUUUGCCUUCAACUUCCUUAAUUUUCAUGGUUUACAUGGAUGCGUGUGUAGGGGCGACAUUUGUGUAUAUACACAUGGGUUGGGGUUUUUUCCGUUGCCUGUGUUGGUUCCAUGGACAUAUGAUCCCCACAAGCUGUGGGAGUGAUAGGCCAGGCCUUGUGUUCUGUUGUGUGUUUCUUCUUUUGAAGAGUAAAGUGCUAUUUAGAAAAUAAAUUGCAUUGCGAAGCUCUUACCAGCUCAUAUGAGAGAGCAGGUUCCUGCCCUUGAACACGCUGGUAAGUUGUAUCAUAAUGUUUUCAGAGUUUUGAGCAUUUCCUGCUUUAAAAGACCUUCACGAGGGAACAUGACACAGAGAAGUUCUUCUGGCUUUCCUUUGGCACAGGGUGCAUAGAGCAAUAAAGAUUUCUUUCCCCCCUUCCUCCAGACACCUCUCGGCCUCUGUGCUGGCACUGCCACUUCUCUCUCCGAGGGCUGUGAGCUGCCUUGAGUUUGAUGAGAUUACGAUGCCCUCUGGAAGGGUUUGCCAGGUCAGACUGAUCCUUGGUCAAGGAUGGCGCAUGUACCCUCGGCAGCGUUGUGAAAAGUGAUUUCAUUGGAAGCCUGUCGUUAACGUAUUUGCCACCAAGAACAAAAUGUUGGCCAAAGGCUAACAUGCGAUUUCAAAAAGAAAAUGCUGAUCUGAGGACAAAAGGAAAAGUCUCCUUCCACUCUUCCAAGUAGCGUCAUCUUGCCAUCAUGUGUGAAGUUGUUCGAUCGUGUGAAAUCUCUUACUGUGCACUGUGAGUCGUGUAUCCACAGAGCUGAGGAGUAUCACGUGGGGAAACGUAAAAGUUAAAACUACAGCCAGGCCCGUGUGCUGUUAGUAGUGUGAAAUUCUCAUGUUUAAAAAAAAAAAAAAAAAGCCAAUAAGAACCAAAUGUGACCUUGUCCUUUUGGCAGCUGAAAUUCUUUAAGGCUACCGAUGGAUGACCCCUUAAAUCAGUCUCUUUUGAUUCUCUGUGCCAGGAAGAGUUUUCCUUGCACACCGUGUUUGGUUUUUUGUUUGGGGCGGGCGGGGGUGGGGUUGGCUGCAAAACUAUUCCUUUUGACAUUACGGGGACUUGUGAGAGCUCCUCUACACAGACAUGAAUAGCCAAGCAAGAGCCACACGUACUGAUUGUAUCUACUCACCAUCGACGAUGGCAUUGAACGUAGCUAGCUUAUUUCCAUCACUACAGUUUUUUGAGCUUGCUGUUAUGUUUUAAGAGGUGCCAGGGGUACAUUUUUGCACUGAAAUCUAAAGAUGUUUUAAAAAACACUUUUCACAAGAAAUAGUCCUUUGUCAUUACAUUAUUUACUCAUGUGUUUGUACAUUUUUGUAUGUUAAUUUAUGAAUGAUUUUUUCAGUAAAAAAUACAUAUUCAAGAA